This is a messenger RNA of Bemisia tabaci, 1993 nucleotides long. Lineage: Eukaryota; Metazoa; Arthropoda; Insecta; Hemiptera; Aleyrodidae. The record is from RefSeq and is a predicted model, not a curated record.
AUGGCCCUCAUCCACCGCUCAGGGAGGCCCUCUCGUUUCGGGGGACCAUCCACCCUCGCCGCCCCUCCCUCAGCGCCCCCAAAAAUCCGCCCCCAAGUCGCCCCGUUGCACUGCCCGCCGGGCUGCUCUUUCCCACUUUCGCUCCCCGGGAUAAAAUUAGACACUCGUUCGGUCCUCCAAAAAGUGCUUAUUUUUCACCGCCUCGUCCGUGAACGUUUCGACCCCAGUGCAGUGCUUUUUCGAAAAUGCAAAAAAAUUGCAUCGUCGGUUGUGGUUAUCUCAUCGUUCCCGGACGUAUUUUUGGAUCUUUAUCUGGCUGCGCAUAAGAACGGGACCCUUUUUUCUCUUCGACUUCAGCUGUUGGAAGAAAGCCUGGACUUCUUGGAAACCCCCCAAACCACCCACCUCGAUCACAUUGGAUUAUUUUUUUUCCUUGAGACCUCAGUAUUUCGUUACAUAAUCAAGAUCCUCAACUUCCACACUGAACCAGUCAAGGACGAUCAAACUUGGAAAAUCUGGAGGAUUGCUUAUUCUCCUUAUCACUAUUGGACAAGGCCGACACAUUCCAGAAACGAUUGAAAGAUCAUCAUAUGAAGAACAAAACACAGUUCCCGCUUAUUUUUUGCACAAGAGAGAAUUAAUAAUUUCAGCUUAUUGACGGUUUUGAUUAACAAAACAAUGAAGGAUCAAAUCGAGAGGUUCGACUUGGGCACUGAAGCACUACAGGACGCUCCCUUUAAUUUCCCGCUCCCUGAGACCCUAAUUUGUGAUUUCUGUUCAUGUAGCUCACAGAUUAGGCAUCUCAGGUACGGGCGAUCUAAGUGUCACUCAUCGUUGGAUCAUCCCUGAAAAUCUUGCAAUGGCGCACAGAUGUACGGCACUUAUCAUCGGAUUCAAAAUGCGAAAUAAGCGUAAUCAAGAGCACAGCUCAUGGAAGACCAUCCAAAAUAUAUAGUCUUUAUUUCAUUUGAUGGAUUAUGAAAUGUCAAGAGUCAUUACUUUCACAAAUGUAAUAGUAACUGGUGCUGAAUUAAAGUGACUGAUUUGUAAUAGGUAUAUAGUAAUAAGUAAUAUGUAUAUGGAUAGUUGUUAUUAUUAUUUCAUCAUAUAUGUACUGAUAUCAUCCGUAUAGGAAAUUUUUCAGCAUUUUUAGAACGAUUCAGUGUUCUGUAAGCCGCGGAACUGUGUAUUCAUACUAUUGAAGGUCGGAUAUACCAACAAGGAAUAAUAGAAUUUCUCCAAACACCAAAGUAUUCAUAUUCACGUUCAGUAUUGACGGCCGUAGGUUUUUUGUUUUUGUUUAAAAAAAAAUUGAGAAUUGUGUCACCUUGUACGUUAUUGAACACUAUAGUUUGUGUCAAAUUGGUCGAAUUAGCCGUUGGCUUUUUGGGCACUGGAUGAAACUAGAAUGGAAACAGGGAGUUUUAUCUUGUGCCCAAAAAGUCACCUGCAAUUAGACCAAUUUAAAAGAAACUAUAGUGCUCAAUAACGCACAAGAUGACGCCAUUCUCAAGGUUUCUUAAAACAAAACAGAAAACCUACGGCCGUUAAUGCUAAACGUGAAUAUGAAUACUUUGGCGUUUGAAAUUCUAUUAUUUCUUGCUGGUACACCCGAUCAUCAGUACACGGGUCCGUGGCUCACAGAACACUGGUAAAACAUUUCUCCAUACGAGAUCAACCUUCUAGAAAAAGAUUCCGACCUCGGGCGCCUUCAAUAUCAGGCGAUACUUCAAGCCUCACCUGAGAUUUAGCUUAGUUGCCUCUUUUAACCUUGACUGAAGACACUAAAGAGAAGAUUUCAUUCCAAGGGAUCCGAAGAAUGACAGGAUUUUGGAGGCGAUAGCCCCUGUCCAGCUUCUAAAUAUUCAAUAUUAGUCAAGUAAGAGGAGAGUGGAAGGAAGAAGGAAAAUCCAAUACGACAGGGGUAAAAAAUGUUGAUACAUUCAAUACCAGAAGAACAUUCAAAGUGUUUUAAUACUGCCAGUGCCAGUCU